AGCCAUUCUGCCUCCUAGCUGAAGACGCCAUCAUGACAGCGGAUGGUGAACAUGGAUCUUCGCGGAGUUCGUUGAAUAUGCAAGCAGCUGAUGAAUCUCCAGCGAGGUCAUGUAUGGAGAGGUGGCUUUCCCCUUUGACAGAGAAUGGCUUUCGGAGUGGAAUGCUGACUUUGACGACCACAGCUCUUGGUGGUGGCGUCCUGUCGGUGGCUUUCGUGAUGAACAUUUGCGGCAUCGCUUUGGGCUGCAUGAUCUUGGCCUUGGGUGCUUUGUUGGCAUAUCUUGGAAUGGCUGCGCUGAUGGAGAUGAGCACAAAGACAGGCUGUAGCUCCUAUGCGGCACUCUUCUCACACUGUGCUGGGCACCUGGCUGGUCCGAUACUUGAUGCGUUUCUUUUCGUGUGUGGGAAUGGUGCAUGUGUUGGCUACAUGGUCUUUAUCGGUGACUUCGUACCACCCGUCCUGGCCUUGAUGUUCCCCGGAGAGACGUGGGCACAAGACACGACAGGCCUGAGCCGCACAUGUUGCAUUGCAAUUGCUGCUGUGCUAUUGGUGCCAAUGAUGCUUCCAUACGACUUGUCAAGGCUUAAGUUUCUUCAGCCGGUGUCAAUCAUGGCACUGGUGUACAUGGCCAUUGUGGUAGCAGUGAAAUGCCCACACAGCUUCAGUGUAAAUGUGGGCAAACAUGGCUAUGAGUCCAUCCGCUGGUUCACCCUGAGCCCUCAUUUCUUCGAGGCCUUUGCUUUAUGUGUCUUCGCCUUCAAUUGCCACUUGAAUGUGGUGCCCAUUGCGGAUCAGUUGGUGCGACCAACGGUGGAGCGAACCAAGAAGAUCUCGAUCAGAGUGAAUCUUUUCCAGUGGCUUUUCUAUAGCUUGAUUGGAGUCACAGGCUACUUGUCCUUCUUGGAUGACACCUCGUCUGAUAUCCUCACAAACUACAGUCCGCACGACUACUUUGUGGCGGCUGGACGCUGCUUCCUCACUUUGACAAUGAUGGUGGCCAUCCCCGCGAAUCUGAACCCCACAGUCAGAUCAGGAGUGCAACUGAAGGACUUCUUUUGCAAGCGAGAUAGGCCACUACUUGGCAAUCAAAGUCCUACCAGUGAUACGGUUGUGGAUCAACCAACCUUUCGAAUCACCGUUUCAAUCAUUGGCUUGGCAUGUCAAGCUGCACUCGCGGUGGUUGUGCCACAAGUGGGGACGGUAUUGAGCUUGCUCGGAGCUACAGUGGCUACAGCUAUGAUGCUGAUCAUACCUGCCUACUGUAUGGGUGUGGUCCUGGAGAAAACCAUAAGACGCCAAAUCAAGCAGGCGUUGCUUUGCAUUUGUGCGCUGGUCAGCUUUGCUUCUGUCCCCUUCACAGUGCUUGAAGCGGCGGGUGUCAUUUCGAAGCCUCCCUGAGCUAGCUUCUCUUGCAGACUCGAUUUGAGUUUGGCCGCCUCCAGCGACCCUGGCCGGCCAUGGCCUCUGUAUUUUGCGCAUGCAGUCUACAUAGGAGACCCCGGAGUUAAAUUGCUUGGAUGUAGCACUCAGUGUGCUAGACUUGUGUUGCACUCAGUGUUUCCAAAAAACAACCAGAUUAGGACUGCAUUGUGAAGCUUCGACUGAGUCAUUGCUUCUGUAGACAGUCAGAUGGUUGAAGCAAGCCGUGAGCACCAUUGCCUGUCACUGAAGUCAAGCAGAG
Messenger RNA from Durusdinium trenchii, 1683 nucleotides. NCBI's taxonomy places the organism in Eukaryota, Dinophyceae, Suessiales, Symbiodiniaceae. The record is from the annotation of a GenBank genome assembly.